ACGUCAGACAAAAACAGUGCAUCAGCUUGUACUUCCGGAGUCACGCUUCUGCCAUGUGCAAUGGUGGAAAGGUAACAACGAAUCUGCUUUUAGUAAACGUGAAUGCGAAAAAGAAACCGUCUUUUUUCGUUUCUUGAACAAAGAAUAGCAAACUUCCACAGGACAUGGAAUGCGUUAGGCCAGUUGUAAGUAAAAUACUGAAACACCACUAAGUAAGUGACGUAGUCUGCUUAGUUAGCUAUCGUUAGCUAAAAGUUAGUUUUCGCCAUGACUCUGUACUUCAAAGCCGCUGAGAUCUUAGAGAAAGCAGAGAGGAAGCAGGGUGCUUUGAAAACUCUGGUCUACGACAGCAAAUUUGUGAACAUCAAGCAGCUGUUUGCCCUGGUUUGUGAAACCCAGAAGUUUUCAUCCAUCCUGGAGGAGAUCAUCGAGUCCACCAAGCUGCUCAAACAUACCAAGCUGAAGAUGCAUCUGGCCAAGGUUCUGGUGUAUGACUUGGUGUUGGGUCAGGGGCUGAAGUGCGGCGGCUCCUGGAAGUCCAUGUUGAUGAAGCAUCGCCCCAGACUGCAGGCGGUCCUGGCCCGCAUAAAGGUGAAGCAUAAGGUCAGCAAAAAUGAAGAGCUCCUCCCGACCAGUGUCCAGCGACUUGUCGGGAAUCAGCUACCUAGAUAUGUACGUGUGAACACCCUGAAGACCACCGUGGAGGAUGUUGUGGAUUAUUUCAAGAGGGGUGGCUUAUCCUACCUGGGACAGGCUUCCAGGCUGGAUGACUUGACCCUGAAGGAGAAGGAGUUUGUGAGGGACAUACACCUACCAGAGCUGCUGGUCUUCUCUCCUAAAACUGACUUCCAUGACCACUUCCUGUACAAAGCCGGCCACAUAAUUCUGCAGGACAAAGCCAGCUGCCUCCCUGCCUACCUCCUCAACCCCCCGCCUGGCAGCCAUGUUAUCGAUGCCUGUGCUGCUCCUGGCAACAAAUCCAGCCACCUGGCAGCCAUUAUGAAGAACAAGGGCAGGCUGUUUGCCUUUGAUUUGGAUGCCAAGCGUCUGGCCACCAUGUCAACUCUCCUUCUGCGAGCUGGUAUUACCUGUCAGCAGCUGGCCAACGAGGAUUUUCUGAAGGUGGACCCUGGCAGCCCGCAGUAUAAAGAUGUAGAGUAUAUCCUGCUGGAUCCGUCCUGCAGUGGAUCAGGUAUGGUGUGUCUCCAGGACGAUGCCUCCUCUGCUGACGAGGAGAAGACCCAGGCUCGUCUGGCCUCCCUGGCCUCUUUUCAGCUGCGAUGCCUGAACCACGGUCUCAGGUUUCCUGGGCUGAAACGCCUGGUCUACUCCACCUGCUCCAUCCACAGCCAGGAGAACGAGGAAGUCGUAACAGCCUGUCUGCAGCAGAACCGUGGCUUCAGGUUGGUUUCUCUGCUUCCACAGUGGCCUGAAAGAGGCCUGGAGCCACUAACUCAGUGUCUGCGUGCCAGCACCACCAAAACCCGCACACACGGCUUCUUUGUGGCUCUGCUAGAGAAACACAGUGAUGCUGGGAAAAAGGAGGAGGAACCAGCAGUUAAGAUGAGCGACGUGCAGGUGGCACCACACAGCCCGUCCGUCUGUGAGAAGAGACCUGCUGCUUCAGAAGAAGAGUCUGAAGCUUCAGAGAUGGACGACAAACCAACACCUGCAGCAGGAGAGGCUGACAGCACACCUGGCAAGAGAAAGAGGAAGAGGAAGAGAAAGAAGAAGAAGAAGGCGACGAAAGCAGCAUCAUCCGAGUCAUAAGAAAGUGCUGCUUGUUACCUGGAGGGAAAGCUCUCUAUGUAGUUGGGCUCUAUUAAUUUCAUGACAUGUGGAGAAUUUAACUAAAAAGUAAAAAUUAUUUUUUACUGUG
Molecule: messenger RNA, 1879 nt
Organism: Scatophagus argus
Lineage: Eukaryota; Metazoa; Chordata; Actinopteri; Scatophagidae
Gene: nsun5
Product: NOP2/Sun RNA methyltransferase 5
Exons: 4
Coding region: 268-1770 (500 amino acids)
Biological process (GO): rRNA base methylation
Cellular component (GO): nucleolus
Molecular function (GO): methyltransferase activity
Source: RefSeq, a predicted model, not a curated record